GGAGUGUAAUUUGCGGAAUUUCCUCAUAGUAUAUGGCAUGGACAUUAAACAUGAACAAACAAAGCUUAUCUUUCCUUGGUUAAUCAAGUUGCAUCGUAUCAUCAGUCAAUGAAUGUGUUUACAAAGCUUGGCUAGUAGAGACAGGAGUGUUUGAAGUGGAUGGGAAAUCAAAAUGACGGAAAAUAAUUCACACGAUAAAGAUUUGGUUGACCAGGAAACUAUUCAGUUCGACUCAAUCCUCAGCUCAAGUAUGCCAUCAACUGUUCAGCUCAGUUUGCGCAAACAGGAGCUCAUUGAGCUCAUCAAGAAGGAGCUCACUCAGCUCAAAAAGGAGCCUCCUCCUAAAUUUAUUGUGGAGAAUGAGCCGAAAGAAAGCUUGAAUUUGAGUGGAAAUAUUAUUAAACUUGAAAAUACCCGGAUCAGACAAAUCAGAGAGAGAACUCGGUCUCUGAAUGCUCCAAGUCCCGUUCAGCAGUUUGGACCGUGUGGGCGGAUCAUGAAAAACUCGGCAAUGGUAAUGACCAUCCAAGAUCCGGCUUCACAGAGACUCACGUGGUACAAGCCUCCUCUAACCGUCCUCGUAAUCAAGAAAGUACGGGAUGCCGCGGUUAUUUCACCGUUCAUACAGUUAGUACAGUGGUUCAUUCAUGAGAAACGGAUGGUCGUCUUCGUCGAAUCCGCAGUUAUGGAUGAUCCUUUGCUAAUCAACAACCCGUCCUUUGGACUAGUCCAGGACAAGCUGAUGACCUUCACGGAGUCCAAGGACGACCUCACCGACAAGAUUGACUUCGUGGUGUGUUUGGGUGGAGACGGAACACUUCUAUACGCUAGUUCCUUGUUCCAGCAGUCUGUUCCACCGAUCAUGGCGUUCCAUCUUGGUUCUCUGGGAUUCCUUACUCCGUUUAAAUUUGAAGAUUUUCGUCAGCAGGUGACCCAUGUACUAGAGGGACAUGCUGCUCUAACCUUGAGAUCCAGGCUCAGAUGCAUUCUUAUUAAACAAGCAGAGGAAAUUAAAAAU
Messenger RNA from Eurytemora carolleeae, 1018 nucleotides. RefSeq names its product NAD kinase. The record is from RefSeq and is a predicted model, not a curated record. Gene Ontology annotation, molecular function: NAD+ kinase activity. NCBI's taxonomy places the organism in Eukaryota, Metazoa, Arthropoda, Copepoda, Calanoida, Temoridae. Gene Ontology annotation, biological process: NAD+ metabolic process; NADP+ biosynthetic process.